Messenger RNA from Coturnix japonica (Japanese quail), 3181 nucleotides. It is a transcript of the gene MAEL, whose product is annotated as maelstrom spermatogenic transposon silencer. NCBI's taxonomy places the organism in Eukaryota, Metazoa, Chordata, Aves, Galliformes, Phasianidae. Gene Ontology annotation, biological process: spermatogenesis; regulation of miRNA-mediated gene silencing; piRNA processing. The record is from RefSeq and is a predicted model, not a curated record. Gene Ontology annotation, cellular component: nucleus; P granule. Gene Ontology annotation, molecular function: sequence-specific DNA binding.
CCUGCCGCUCUCUGCUGUCCUGUGCUUCCUUUGGCAGCACACACCUCUUUCUCAAAGUACACCUCACUGGAAAGCUCUGAUCGUCAUUUGACAACACAGCACAGCAUCCAGAUGAGGACCACAUGCGGUCACCAGCAGUAGAAGGCUGUAUUUUUGUUUGGUUUCCGGCUUGGCAGAUGCCGGAAGACCUUCUGAACCUGACUUUCAAUGCUCACAGUCACAAACAACCCAAAGGAAGAAAGAAAAGCCACCUGGCACACUCUGCAACAGCCGACAGCCUGAGCCGCGGGCCAGCACGGGCUGUCUGCGGCCGUCCCCGACCUCCAGGAGACGGAACCACCCACACGUUAAAAGGGAAGCAGAAACAUGCCCUUCUCGGUCAGCUCUCCGCCCCUCCCGGCCCACCGCUCCCCGGGCCGCCCACAUCAGCGCCGUCGCGGCGUGGCGGUGGAGGACGAGGCGAGGCUUGGGUCCGCCAUGUCGCGCUCCCAGCGCUCCCGCAGCGCCUACUACUUCUUCGUGCGCGACCGGCUGCCCGUGUUGCAGCAGCGCGGCUUAUCCGUGGCUCGAGUGGUCGAUGGGUUUCCCCACCUCACCCAGGAGUGGGCGCUGCUGUCGGAAGAGGAGAGGAUGUUCUAUGCAGAGAAGGCUCAGAAGUGGAAUGAAAAGAAAUCCUUUCAGAAGGCAGGGAAGGAGAUGCAUAAUAAUCCAGUACCUGAUCGUGUGACUACAGAGAUGUACAGAGUGACAUCUCUUCUCGAUGCCUCUGCAAUAUCGUGGAUGAGUGAACAGGCUGUGCUUGCGGACAUCUUCUAUUUCCUGAAUGUUUACAGUCACGGCAAGCUGCCGUCCCACUGUGACCAGCGCUUCCUCCCUUGUGAAAUUGGCUGCGUCAAGUACUCCCUGCAGGAAGGCAUAAUGGCUGACUUCCAUCGCUUCAUAGAUUCAGAAGUACCACCACGUGGUUACCGGUACCACUGCCAGGCUGCUAGCGAUGCCACUCAUAAGAUCCCUAUAUCUGGAUUUCAUCUGACACGUACUUGCUACUCAGUUGUCAUACGUGAACUUCUUCAGUUUGCCCAGCCAGCCAGAGGUGUUUGGCCUCGUUUUUACUGCAAGUCUGACGACAGAUUCCGAAUCAGCUGGUGUCUUGAACGAAUGGCCAGCAUGGCAGGUGUUGAGAGCUCUCUGGAACUUCUUACUGUAGAAGACCUGUUAGUAAAACUGUACCAGAAGAAAUACCAUAAGGAGCCAUCCGAGACUUGGGUGUCUAGAGAGCUAGAUGUUGUCCUGUGGGAUUUUUCCAGUAAUACCAGGUGUGAGUGGCAUGAAGAAAAUGACAUACUGUGCUGUGCUUUGGCAUCCUGUAAGAAAAUCGCUUAUUGCAUCAGUAAAUCUUUAGCUGGUGUGUAUGGAGUCUCACUGACAGCUGCUCACCUGCCUCUUAAAGACUGUGUUUCCAGUGGAAAUACAAAUCUCAGGAGGGUAAUACUGGAUGCUGGACGUUUUCAGAAAUUGAAGGCUGAGCGUUCAGGAAGUGACAGACACAUCCUUUCUCCAAGUGGAGUUCAAGAGCUCGUCCCUUCCAGUUGUGGUUCUUCGUGUGAUGUGAGGAGUUUUCCUUACGGAAGAAGUACCAUUCGAGGAAGAGGAAUCACUCGAUGGCUGGAAAGUACACCUGAUCUGAGCAAAUCUCUCAGUAACUGAAAAUCUUCACAUCCAGGACAGCUGUACAUUGGGUUUUUUUCCCAUUCUUGUUUCCCUAAGAUAAGCAACAGUUUCCCCAGCCUGCAGGUUUUCAUCUCACAUGCAACUUUUGAUUGUUCAGGUUCUUGUUAAAAUGAUUAAACUGUCAUUUACAAUGCUCUGUUCCUUAAUGGAUAGAGUGCAAAUUUGAGUGCAUUUAGCUACAUCACUGGAUUAGAAAUGCUUUAGUGGCCAGUGCAGCUUUAAACAAGUGCUGCUUUACUUUAAUUUUUUUCUUUAGUAACCUCCUCCACCUCAUCUCUAUGUGCAAACUUAAUGUCUCAGUGUAGAACUGUCUGUCCAAAUAUGAUGGAGAGAGCAGUGGAGGUGUGACAGGAUGCACUGAGGAAUGUCAAGUGUCACGGCCUCUGUUUUUUUCCCACCCCUUGGGAACUCAAAUAGUCAUUCAAUGCAAAAAGAGCAGAUACUCUCUAGAGUGUGGUGGCAGCUUUAUUGGUCUGUUAGUAUUAUUUUGGAGGCAUAAACUAUGUAUCAGGAAUCUAGAUAUUGUUAUUUUUUCCUUCGCAUCAGCAAUUAAAAGAUGCAUGUUCCUAAAAUUAGCUCUGUUUUCUAUUUUUUUAUAAUUUCAAUUGGCUGUGACCAGUCAUAAUUAUAUCUGGUGGGACAGGAAUGCUGGGAAGAAUUCCAGUAUGCCCAGGGAUAAUGGGAAGCGUAGAUGUUUCAUGGAGAUGCAAAUCUUGGAUGCGUCUCUAAUUAGUUGUCUAUUAUGUAAACAUCCUCCAUAGUGUGUGUGUCUUUGAACAACUGAUUGUCAAAAAUAAGAGCUUUCUUUAGCUUUUUUUCUACAUCUUGUUCCAGCAGAGGUCCGGUUGUGCGCUACUAUCUCCAUAGCAACUAACUGUGAGAGGAAAUGAAUUUCAUUCCUUUUAGGAACUGGAUCUUAGAACUGAGUAGCUCCAUCUUUUGAAUGAUAGGAGGGGAGGUAAAAGAGGAUCCACGCACUUGUGAGCAAACUCAGGUGUGCUGAUCAGUAUGUUAGAAAAUGCCGGUUGCUGGUUUGAUUGGAAACCUGUUAAAAGUUGCUGUAAAGCCAUUUGAAGGCCUUCUUCCAGGAUCACUGAGCCAUUUUGAUGUAUCCUACUUAAGAGUUUGCUCUUGUCAUUGAAUUUCCUUGGCAUACCUCUGUUUCCUUGCUUUGAGGUGAUUGGUCUGACUGCUAGGCAUUACCAGUUAAAGCUCAGUAAACCUCGAAGACUGAGGUUUACCAGACUUAAGGGCAUCACAGAGUUUUGUAACAUGGUAACAAGGUCUACUUAUUAGUGACAAAGGUUUUUAUCUGCUGUGGAGCACAGUCAAGUUUCUAAGUUUUCCAGCUGAUGGCUGCAUUGCAUUGACAUUUCAGAAUGUACAGAACUGUAAUCUUUGGAUUCUUUUCAGAAGUCAGUACAAUAAAAGUUUCAUGUUUCAGUUCUUA